This is a messenger RNA of Zea mays, 3063 nucleotides long. RefSeq names its product MAR-binding filament-like protein 1. The record is from RefSeq and is a predicted model, not a curated record. The transcript is spliced from 3 exons. Lineage: Eukaryota; Viridiplantae; Streptophyta; Magnoliopsida; Poales; Poaceae. Bases 249 to 2507 code for a protein of 752 amino acids.
AGCAUAACCCGACAGUCUGACAGUGUCCGAAACCUUCUCCUCCGCUUCCGCAGUUCCGCUUCAGCUUGCGCGUCGCCACGGCACUCCCCGCUGCUCUCAGUCCCCAACCCCAGCGCGGAAGGCAGAGCUGACUACCAUUUCCGUUCCCACGAAUGCUCCCGUGACUACCACCCCGCUCCAGGUAGCAAAGCUGCGGCCGGCGAGGGAGGUAAUAGGGUUUUUUUGGUCUCUGCGACUACGACGCCGGCAUGGGCUACCACCACCUCCUACUCUCGCCGUCGGUGGCGCAGCCGCCCCGUCCCGCCCUUCUCCCUCCACCCCGCGGCCGCCGCGGCAGCGGCGUCGGGCGGGCCACCGCAGUAUUUGCCUCGGCGUCCAGCACCGCUCGCUCCCCCGCUGCGGACGACGCCACGCGGAGGAGGGCCGUGCUCCUGGUCGGCGUCUCGGUGCUCCCGCUCCUCCGCCUCCGCGACGCCGCGGCGGCGGCGGCCAGGGCGCAGCUCUCCUCGGUUGAUCUCGUCACUGAUAGAACAGAUAUUCAAAAGGCUGAUGUAACUCAGCCUGAGGAGCCUUGGGAAGAACUACAUCAACCUGAUGAGCAAGGACAACCAGCAAGAAAUCCACUUGCAGGUCUCCUAAAUGCAAUUGCAGUUAUUGCUUCUGGUGUUUUCGCUGGACUUCUUGGUACUUCUCAACAAGAAAAGAAGGCUUUGCAAUCGACCAUCUCAUCUAUGGAGACCAAAUUGGUUGAAAACGAGGCAGCAAUGUCGAUGCUAAGGGAAAACUAUGAGAAAAGAAUAUUGGAUGAACAAGUAAAACUGAAGAAAGAAGCUAGAAAGUUUCAGGAGGAGGAAGCCUUCCUGCAAGAUCAGUUGGCUUCAUCUAGAAGAACCGUAACAUCUUUAACUGAGGAAGUUCAAAGGGAGAAGGAGCUAGUAGAGCAGCUUAACCUUGAGAUAGAUCGACUUAAGAGCAGUAUUGCAGAAGCAGAGGAAGACAAACAUUUGUCUGAAGGCAAAUUGAAGGAAAAUAUGGAAGUGCUUGAUAUUUUGUAUGGCAAGGUAAAUCUGCUUAGCCAAGAGGUAAAUGGCAAGGACGAACACAUCAGGGAGCUGAGCUCAUCACUUUCUGCCAAGGAAAAGGACUACGAGAACCUAAAUGUGAUCUGCAAUCAAGCCAAAGAGGACCUAGAGCAGGCAAAUUCCCAAAUAAAGCAAGUGGAGAAAGAUGUUCGUACAGCUAAAGAUGAUCUCAAAUCGAAGGCGUCACUUAUUAACUCACUGAAUGAGAAAGUUCAAACAUUAUACACUGAAAAGGGUGAAGUGGAAGAAAAACUAAGUGCUCUAGUGAGUCAGUAUACAUACCUGAAAUCUGCUUCUGAAGAGAGGGCUUCUCACGAUUCUGAACUAUUAGUUCAGAAAGAUGAUAUGCUCAAUCAGCUUGAAGAAAAACUUUCUGCUGCAUUAAGUGACUCUAGCAAAGACAGAACUCGAAUUGCCGAGUUGAACAAUGAAUUGGUCACCACCAGAACAAUACUAGAUAAUGAAGUUGUUGCCAAUAAAAAAUUGUCAGACCUUGUUCAGUUCACUGAAGAGGCACUAACAGGUUCCAGAAAUGAGGUGUUUAAACUCUCUGAAGAGCUUGACGCAGUAAAGAGAUCAAAUCAGGAUUUGAUGACUCAGAUUUCAAAACUAACAGAUGAGGCCAGUGAAGUGAGGCAGGCUCUGGCUAACAAAAUAGAGCAGGCAGAGUCAGUUUAUGCAACUCUUUCAGAUGAGCUGGCGUCUGUAAGGGAAGUACUUAAAAAGUCAGAAGGAGAACUCGAGAUCACCUCGAAGCAGUUAGUUUUGGUUUCAGAAGCACAUAGUGACCUUAAUAAAGAAUUGCUGGAUGCAUAUAAGCAGUUAGAGUCCACGCAAAGUGAGCUAGUGAAAGAGCGUAAAAUCAAUGCUACUCUUAACAUGGAGCUUGAGGCUUUGGUGAAACAAUCAGUGAUAGAGUCCGAAGCAAGAAAAACUCUUCAAGUCGACUUGGAUGAGGCCACUAGAUCACUAAAUGAGGUGAAUAAGAGUACACUCUGUCUGUCUAAGCAGCUGGAAACAACUAAUUCCAAGAUUUCUGCUAUUAAAGAGGAGAAAGAUAUGCUGUCAAAGUUCCUUGAGGAACAAAAGAAAAGUACGGUUGAAGCUCAGGAAAACAUGGAGGAUGCUCAGAAUACCAUAAAAAGGCUUGGGACUGAGAGGGAGAGUUUUGAAGUAAGGUCUAAGAAACUUGAAGAAGAGUUGGCCACAGCGAAAGGUGAGAUAUUGCGUUUGAGGAGACAUAUUAGUACAGGUGGGUCUCCGAACACCCAAGUUCUUUCGGAAGCAGGUGCAGCGCCAAUUAGCAGUCGAGCACUGAAACAGCAACCCAUGAAUGAUCAUGUUCAAAAUAUCAAUGGUGCUGAUGCUGUAGCGUCACGUUCGCCUAAACGGAUUUAUAGGAGGAAACGCAAACCAGCAGCAUAAGGAUUAUCUGAAUGCCAAGGGGCUAGUUUGGGAACUCCAUUUUUCCAAGGAUUUUUAAUUUCUCAAGGAAAAAUGAACUAAUUUCUCUUGAAAAAAAAAUUCCUUGAAAAAAUAGGGUUCACAAACUAGCCUUAAAAGCAAAAGCUGGCGUUCUUUUUAUUCCUCUAUUAUUCACCUUGUUAUAACAUCUUGUGAACUCCCAUUCUUCGAAAGGUAGACCUCCUUACAGUAUUAUCUUCGGUGGUGCUGGCUCUUCCGCGCAUCCCUACUGAAACCGAGAACCUUAUGUAGUCACAUACGGUUUGAUGGGAUUUAGAAUCCAUGUUACCGUGUGACCUGUGUACACCUUUAACUGAGUUGGUUAGAUGAUCUAAGUAGCAUUAAUGGGUACAAAACAAUUUUUUUGAGGAUCGACUCAGCCGAAACUGCUUUGGCCGUUUCUUAAAACCGGCCAGGCUGGAGUAGUGAAAUUUCAACUUUCUCAUUGUAUUCGUUUUGUCAAAUUGAUUGAAAAAACCAUCUCGUUUGGAGUUCAGAAGAGUUAACGGUGAUUUUU